This is a messenger RNA of Camponotus floridanus (Florida carpenter ant), 637 nucleotides long. RefSeq lists its product as uncharacterized. The transcript is spliced from 3 exons. The coding region runs from base 1 to 519 and encodes 172 amino acids. The record is from RefSeq and is a predicted model, not a curated record. Lineage: Eukaryota; Metazoa; Arthropoda; Insecta; Hymenoptera; Formicidae.
AUGGAAAUUAUCAGUGUUAUCACCUUCGUUGUGCUCUUCGGACUCGGGCUGCCCAUGGAGGGUGAGGUAUCCACGAUUCUCGGUUAUGUGCUGAAAUGCAAUUAUGAUCUUCCCUACAACGCGUCGGACUUUGUGCAGCAGUGGCGGUCACGAUUAAAGAGAUCCGAGAACGACUUUGCAUUAUCGCGGACGACAACGAGCGGAGGUUACAUGACACGAUGGACACUGUACGGAAUGCUGGAAUCAACGAUGGAGCGCUUCGGCUCCGGCAGAGCCUGUCUGUUGCGCGUCGUCUGCGAAUCCGCAGCGUAUCCCUUCGACAAAGGACACGGGCUCCUGGGGGAGCUAUUGCACGUUCUCCUAACGCCGUCGACGACCAGCGAGGAAUACGAAAUCUAUUCGAAUUGCGAGUACCAUGCCGCCGAGGCGAUCGGUAGGAAUACGCGCGGGAAAUGCGCGCUCUUUUAUCCAGAAUGCGACUACAAUCCGCUCGAUUACUUCACCAGACUGCACGUUUGAGUAAAUCCAUUUUCCGAAUAACGCAAGUUCCGUGAAUUUUUCGCAGAUUCGUUCAUCGACUAACUGACCAAAGGUAGCACGAAAUUGUCGAUGUAAUGCUCGUUUAUGGAUUACAGAA